UUUUCGAGAAGCGAAGCGAGGGGCUCCAGACGAUAAGAGCAUUCUUGCCGUAGACUCGUAGCCACUCGGAAGCGCACGGGCUAGCGUGCAAGCGCCUACUCCGGAGCGCCUCUUUAUCCGCAGAGCGAGCGUCUACGUCUACGUGCGCGUCCGUCGUUCGCCCUUACCCGCCAUGACAUCGCGCCUCGUGACGUCACUUAUUGGUCUGGGACUGAACAGUAGUAGCAGCAGCAGCAGUCAGCUGGCGAAGAGGAGCCUCUCCAUUGACGGAAGAAUAUCCGCCGUCACAGCCGCUGCCCAUCCUACCAACGUAGGAGUCGUUCAGAUCGGAAGUCAUCGCCGUCCGAUCCAUACCACUGCUGCGAAAAUGGACGGUAAAGUCAUCCUAGUGGAGAACACCAACCGCAACAUGCGUGUGAUGGAGUACGCCGUCAGAGGACCCAUCGUCAUCCGAGCUGGUGAAAUAGAGAAGCAACUAAAAGACAAGCCUGGUUCACUCCCGUUCAAGCGAGUAAUUCGAAGCAACAUCGGCGAUUGCCACGCGACUGGGCAGAAACCAAUAACGUUCAUCCGUCAGGUUCUUGCUACAUCGACGAUGCCAGACAUGUUCCUCCAAUCGGAUGUCUUCCCCUCUGACGUACGCGCUCGAGCGGAAGAAAUUCUGAAAUCCUGCGGAGGUCAAUCCGUGGGCGCCUACAGCGAUAGCGCUGGCGUUGCCGUCAUCAGGAACCACGUCGCGGAGUACAUUUCACAGCGGGAUGGUGUGAAAACCUUGCCGGAGAACGUCAUCCUCCAAGGAGGAGCCAGUGAGGCUGUCAGGUCGAUCCUCUCGCUGUUGAACGAGCCAGUGGACGGACAAAGACCCGGAGUCAUGAUUCCGAUCCCUCAGUAUCCGUUGUAUUCAGCUACCCUCGCCGAGUACAACAUGGGUCAAGUCCCCUACUAUCUCGACGAGGACAACAACUGGGCUCUGGACAUUCCUGAGCUCGAACGGGCUUUCCUGGAGGCUAAGAAGAACAAAAUUCACCCGAGAGCAAUAUGCAUCAUCAAUCCUGGAAAUCCCACAGGUUCGGUUCUUUCCGAGCAGAACAUCAAAGACAUAAUCAAGUUCGCAUACGAUCACAAUCUGAUGUUGUUGGCGGACGAAGUUUAUCAGCAUAACGUCUACAUCGGAAAGUUCUUCUCGUUCCGCAAGGUGCAAGCGGAACUCGGUGCUCCGUACAACACGCUGGAGCUGGUGUCGUUCAUGUCCGCUUCGAAAGGAUUCAUGGGAGAAUGCGGUCUUCGCGGUGGUUACAUGGAGAUCGUGAAUUUUGAUCCCCAAGUGAAGGCCACGCUCUUGAAAGCGAUAUCGGCCAAGCUUUGCUCCACCAUACUGGGCCAGAUCGCGAUGGAUUGCGUCGUGAGGCCACCCGCCAAAGGAGAGGAAUCCUAUGAUCUCUUCAUGAAAGAACGAACCGAAGUUCUCGAGCAGUUGCGCACUAAAGCUCGGAUGGUCGCGGACACCUUCAACACUUUCGAAGGUUUCAAAUGUAACGCUGUAGCCGGCGCGAUGUACGCAUUCCCACGUCUGACGAUUCCGCAGAAGGCUAUCGAAAAAGCGAAGUCGCUCGGGCAAGAAGCGGAUUUCUUCUACGUGAAGCAGCUGCUCGAAGAGACCGGCGUCUGCGUUGUUCCAGGCUCCGGUUUUGGUCAGAGACCAGGAACGUACCAUUUCAGAACAACGAUAUUGCCCCCCACGGAUCAACUCAAAGAGAUGUUGAAUCUAUUCAAGGAGUUCCACCAGAAGUUCAUGAAGGAGUAUAAGUGAAAAUCUCGUACUCGAACUCGUCCUGAGUGACGUGGCGUCAUAGGACCUCGGAGUGGUUAUCGAAGGCCAGAGUGUCUUCCUGAAUUAGAUUUAGCGAAAGUCUUUCCGAACGCAAUCGUGGCAAGUCUUUCAGAAUACCUAGCUGUACGAGCUGGUAAGGUCCACAUUUAGCGUGUUAGUUGAUAGGUCUGUGCAGUCACUCCGAGAACGAAGAUUUUCACGAGCGACGUACGAACAUAGAUCAAUCGUUGGCAGUUCACCGAGGGGGUCAUUAGAGCACUGUCAGUAUGUGCCGGACAGCCUCUUCCAAAAUGGACAGCGUUUACUGUUUGACGAGCAGGAGGGCUCCUAUCUCAGUCACUUGUUUCCUAGCUUGAUUCAGUCUGUUGUCCACCAAACUAGUUGUUUCGCAUUGUCUAUCCCAAAACGCCGAUGCGAGUCCUUUUGGUUCGGAUGUAUAUAUGAGAACAAUUCUCCGAAGCAAGCCUCUACAUUAUUUUUUAAUUAAAGCCGACUGACUGUUAUUUUAUCCCAGAGAGAAGCAUGAUCGCAUUGAUGCAUAUGGAUUGUGAGUGAUACAUACUUCCUUGAUGGAAAUACUCUUUUGUCACUUCAUUGUGGAAGGAAUCCAUGUUUCCCCGAGCUCAAGCGCUGAUAUCAGAUCUCAAUGCGAUCGGC
Molecule: messenger RNA, 2488 nt
Organism: Galendromus occidentalis (western predatory mite)
Lineage: Eukaryota; Metazoa; Arthropoda; Arachnida; Mesostigmata; Phytoseiidae
Product: alanine aminotransferase 1
Exons: 7
Coding region: 173-1810 (545 amino acids)
Biological process (GO): biosynthetic process
Molecular function (GO): pyridoxal phosphate binding; transaminase activity
Source: RefSeq, a predicted model, not a curated record